UAUCGGCAAUAAAGAUACGAAGGCGCGAGCCGCCGUCGUACGGCCACCCGUUCAUUAGUCCAGUCGGUGCUCGCAUUUCGUUCGUGACGCGGACACUGGUUUGUCCCUUCGACCUCCCCCCAACCAGCCCCUCCUGUAAUCGACUGUCGAACCUUCCUCCCUCUUGGUCGGAACUUCGACACGACCGUAUCUACUGAUAGCUCGAGACGCUCGCCCCCGUAAAGCUGCAGCAUGGAGGGCGCCGAGCCCAAGAAGACCAUGAACGAGAAGAGCUACAUACUCGACUCGAGGAAGCCCUUCGAGGACGAGGAUGAGGAUGACUCUGGAAAAUUCACGAGCCUACCGCUUGCCAGCUUUAACUUCAUUAAUUCUAUUAUAGGAAGUGGCGUCAUCGGUAUCCCGUAUGCGCUUCAUCAGGCAGGUUUUGGACUUGGAAUUGCGCUUUUGAUCAUCGUCGCAGUACUUACUGACUACUCUCUAAUUUUGAUGGUCAGGAGUGGACAUUUGUGCGGCGAAAUGAGUUAUCAAGGUUUAAUGCGGGCUAGCUUCGGACGUCCUGGCUUUUAUAUUCUGACUGCGCUACAGUUUGUUUAUCCAUUUAUCGCAAUGGUGUCAUACAAUGUCGUUGUGGGUGACACGGUAACGAAGGUUCUUAUUCGCGUAACUGGACUAGGAAAGGAUAAUUUCAUUGUUAAACGAGAAUUUGUUAUCUUCCUUGCGACGCUUUUAGUCGUGAUUCCACUCUGCUUAUACCGAAAUGUCGCUCGCUUAGCGAAAAUUUCAUUUCUAUCGUUAGUCUGUGUUGGCUUCAUUCUCCUAGCAAUUUUCAUCAGGAUGGAUUCUAUGUCUUCAAUUGUGCCGAGUCACCCGGAUAGCUGGAGAUUCGGUAAUUUGGCAGGGAUAAUCCCAUCGGUGGGCAUAAUGGCAUUCGCCUUCAUGUGCCAUCACAAUACAUUUCUAAUCUACGGUUCGAUCGAGCGUGCAACGCAAGAAAAAUGGGAUGUCGUCACGCACUGGUCCCUCUUUACGUCCUUCCUCAUUGCCGCGGCGUUCGGCAUCGCUGGCUACGCGACCUUUACCGGCUAUGUCCAGGGUGAUCUUAUGGAAAACUACUGCUGGACUGAUGACCUCAUGAAUUUCUCGAGAGUUAUGUUUUCAGGCACGAUUCUGCUUACUUUUCCCAUCGAGUGCUUCGUUACACGAGAGGUAAUAAUGACCGCAAUACGCGGCACAGACGAAGUCGAGAACCACGAUGCUUAUAUUGCUGGCUCGGACCGCAAGUACCUGAUAAUCACUAUGGCAAUAAUCUCGGUAGCAUACCUCAUCUCCAUGUCGACGGACUGUCUUGGAAUCGUCCUUGAGCUGAACGGUAUCCUCGCUGCGGUGCCACUAGCCUAUGUCCUACCAGCUCUCUGCUACCUCAAACUCGAAGAUGGUCCGCUCCUCUCCCCGAAGAAGCUUCCAGCGUUCGGUCUGCUAAUGGCAGGCAUUUUCGCCGCUGUCUCGGGCCUCCUGCUACUCAUCUUCAAUAAUACGUCAUCGGCUUCUUGCGCCCACGGAGGCGUCAUGACUUACUGUCAGCCCUCCAACUCGAGUCUGACUUCCGUCAUAAGCAACGACAGCUUUAAUUCAACAAUUAUGACGACACCACUGAUGAGCGCUGCCGCGAAGACCGUAACCAAGACGGCGACCGAGACGGCAAUCCAGGUGGCAACGAAGGCCGCGACGACAACUGCUGCGACGGCGACCUCCGUAAUAUCCUUAGCAACCUCAACUAUCCGCUCGAUCGCAAAUUCUACCACGCCCCUGAGCUAAGCACUUUUGUCAUUGAUUUGUGAACUAAACAUACAUACCUGAUCGAAUUCAUUUCCUUUAAUGCGCCUGAAUUUCCCAUGAUAUGUGGCGUGCCGUUGCCAAAGUUAACUCAGGUGCUUGUUUAUUGCACACUUUAUGGAGAUGUGUACAAACGUACCUUCAUCAACUUUCCAAGGACAGUUUGUUUCUUAUUCAAAUCGUGUCUCGUAUUUGCUAACGUAAGGUUUAUGAAAUAUAUAUUUGUUGCAUUAGCGAUUCGUGCGGGAUAGGGA
Ceratosolen solmsi marchali is the source of this 2087-nucleotide messenger RNA. Its product is annotated as putative sodium-coupled neutral amino acid transporter 11. The record is from RefSeq and is a predicted model, not a curated record. The transcript has 6 exons. Lineage: Eukaryota; Metazoa; Arthropoda; Insecta; Hymenoptera; Agaonidae. Gene Ontology annotation, cellular component: membrane. Gene Ontology annotation, molecular function: L-amino acid transmembrane transporter activity. Gene Ontology annotation, biological process: amino acid transmembrane transport. Bases 232 to 1815 code for a protein of 527 amino acids.